CUUCUGUUUCCACCUCCUCCAUCCAUCUAUCCAGGCUGCUGUCUGGACUCGACACCUCCUCCCUCCUCUCUCCCUCCUUCCUCCUCCUCUUUCUACGGCAGCAUAGCGGCGGAGAAAAAUACUAAUAUAUUACCACCAGUGAUAAAAACCAAAGCAGCGUCCGUUCACAGCGAGAGGGGGGAUCAUCAGCGCUGCAGCAGCGGAUCGCUCGGCUGUCAGACGCAGAGGAAUGAUAAUUAGAAAGAGAUUGACUCGGCAACAAGAAGAAAAGGAGGAAGGAGGCCUGCAGCAGAAGGAUACAUGCAGGAGGAGAGAAGGAGGCGAGGAAUUGAUCAUAAUCUGAUCAACAAGAAUCAGAAAUAGAGAGAAACGUCAGCGGUUGUGUGUUUGUUUUUUUUAUUCGGAGGGAGAUGAUGGUGACAGCAGCAGCGGAGGAGGAGAUAGAGGGAUGAGCAGGGAUCGAUAAUCCUCCCUCCUCCUCUUCCUCCUCCCCCACCUUCAUCCCUCCAUCACCUCUGCAGGAGCCGCUGAAACCUAAGGAUCUGGAUAUGCCAUCCAGCGGGACGAUGAAUCCCAGAUGUCUCACUGUAUCCAGGAACAAGACAAACAUCUGACAUGACAUUUCACCUUCUCGCAUCGCUUCCUCCGACAUCCCGACUGCAGGAUGACAGGCUGAGUCCUGCAGGUGAACCCUUGGACCAGGGAGAGGUGAUCAUCUCCUCUUCCAUGUUUCUCAGAAGAUGAUCUUCGACGGACGUUAUAUUUUCAUUUUUUGGAGCUUUGGGUUGUGUUGAUUUCUCGAAGUCUGGUUCCAAAAUGUUUUGUUGAACUGAAUUCUUUGAAGUCUCUUUUCCUGCUCAGAAAACUCUUUGAUUUGGAGAAUUAACACAAGGUUUCUGACACCAGGAUUUUAUUAUGAGGUACUACGUGGAAGCUGGUGGUUAGGCAGCAUUUUGGAAGUGUUUGCACGCACCUCCAGACUGCAUUCCUGCUGCAGAACUUAUUGGAUGCAGAAAAUAUCCCUCUAGCCCUCUUGCAGGACAAUCUUCCUUCUCUCAGCAAUGCUAAUGUGCAAUAUCUUUGACACAGAGGGACAAAUCACGUCUCUGUUAUCUGUGAUUUCCACACCUGCUUCUUGGAAACCAUUGCUCUGAUCUUCUGCAUGGAGUGCAAAGAGUGGAUACAACUGACUCACUGACAAACAAAAAGACAGUUUUCUUGGGAGGGGGGGAAAGAAGACAAUCUUUUUCUCUAACUUUGUUCUCUUUUUAUCCGUCAUGGGUCUGAACCCGGACAGAAACACCUGACUGAACCAGGGGAUGGUCGAAGACUCGAUAAACCUCUUUGAUUGGAUCCAGCGAGAACGAGGUCCAUCUUGAUCGUCAGAUCAGAACUCAAAGAAGUAAACUCCUCUCCCCCCCACUUACCUCUGGUGGGGGGGAGGGUGAAAUAUACUUUAGUUUUUAGGGUGUAGGGCUUAGGGCCAUAGCGUUUAGUUUUGUAGUUAUUUAGACAUUAGGUUGUAGACUAGACAUUAGAGUACGGAGCUCUGAUCUAGUUGGUAGUUAUUUGGUUCUCUUGUGUUUAGGCUUAUUCAGUUCUGCUGGUUUUAGCCUUUAGCUUGCUAGCUUAUUUACCUGAACAAGCCCUUGUGGUAUAACACACGUUAGCAUUUGGCUCUGACCUAGCUGUAGAUUACAGAAGAUUAGCAUUUAGUGUACAACCUGGAUCUAACCAACUGUAACAGCAAAAAGCAUUUAGGUUCUUUAGUUUAGAAAUUAGCAUUAGAAAACCUUGGUCAUAAACAUUUAGACCAUUAGCCUGUGUGCUAACUCUCAGACCAGCUAGUUAUGGAUGCUAAUCACGGCCCAGGCCAAGGCAGCCCAGAGAGCCCUAACCGGGCGGUGGAGUACCUUCUUGAACUCAACAACAUCAUCGAGAGCCAGCAGAAGCUUCUGGAAACUCAGAGGCGCCGGAUCGAGGAGCUGGAAGUCCAGCUGGACCGGCUCAGCCAGGAGAACAAAGACCUGCGUUUGGAGCGGCAGCCCGUCGUUCCUCCUCCACCCGCUCCUCCUCCCGAGCCUCCACUCCCUCCUCCCCCUCCACCGCCUCCACCGACCACAUCCACUUCCAUGUCUGCCAAGAAUCACCAACAGCACCACCACCACCACCACAACAGCCAAUACCAAGCUCCUCCUCCGCAGCCCCCCUCCUCCAUCCCCCUGCACCAGAACCACCACCACCACCAGUACCAUCACAACCACCACCACUCCUCCGCCCACCACUCUUACAACAGCUCCAACAGCAUCCCUACGACGGCGAUCCCGGUUCCCGCUCCGUCUUCAGCCCCGACCUCCAUCUCGAUCCCUACCCAAAUCCCGACUCCGAUAUCCCCCCCGGCUCCAGCUCCGGCUCCGGCUCCUCCUCCUCCGCCUCCGAUGCCGUCUCGGGACCAGCCGCGGGCCCACAGCCGGCUGACCCGCCUGCCCUCCACCAGCACCGGCACCAACACCAACUUUGUGGAGAAAGAGAGGGAGAGGAUUGAGCGCAUGCACAAAACCAACGCCUCCAACAACCACCACGCCCACACCCUCCACCACCAGAAAUCGUCUUAUUCCUCCUCCACUACCUGUUCUACUACCAACACCUCUUGUCGUUCCUCCAACAACCCUACUAGCAUCACCACUCCUUCCUCCACCUCCUCCUCCUCUUCCUCCUCUCUCUACUCCUCCAGCCUACCUCCUAACAGCCACGCCACCUACCAUCAGUACUGCUGUCCCGCGCGCCUCCGCCUGCCCAAGCCUCCCUGCGCCCUGCCCCCCGCCAAGCACCACGAGCAGGCAAGAGAGGAGGAAGACGACGACAUCGCCCAUCAGUUCUGUUGCCCCGCCUCCGAGUGCAGUAGCCCCUCCUCUAGGUAACCAGGGGCGACCGUGAGCCAAUCCCCUGCCUCACCCCGACUCUUCGGUAAAUCGAGGGGGUGAUUACAAACCCCCCCCCCCCCCCAAAAUAUCCUCCAUGGCUGUCUCUGUCUCUUUAUUUUUCUGCCCUUUUGAUCAUGAAAAAGCAAGAAAAUGACACUUGUGGGGUAAAAACAAAGUCAUCACAGUUUCAGUUUGAAGGCUUGUUUGUUCAGAAAAUUAAAGUCCGAGGUUGAUUGCAAUUUCUUGUGAACAAUAAGAACCUUAUAAAAGAAAACCAUGAAGCUAGCUUUGCUGCAGAUCCAAUUUUACUCUUUUGUUUUGGCGUCAAAUUUUCAUAUUAGAAAAAACGACCUCCUGUGUUGGACAGUACGAGUUGCGUUGCAGCUUUUAACCAACAGGACUGACUCUGACCCACCUGGAGACGACGUUCAAACCUGCUUCGGUCCGCAGUGACUCAGCUGAACGUCAGCAAUGAGUCUGCAUUUUUGUGCAUAAUGUCAGCACGCCGGACAGUCUCUGAGAUCAAACUCAGACCUCCUCUCUUCCCUCGUCUCCUAGUUUGGGUUUGAACGUGGACUUUAACAGUUUUCCCCUCCCCUGUCCGAGCAUGAAGCCAUGACCCCGCUGUUCCCGAGCCCGAGGCAGACGGCUGCAGCACUCGAACCAACAAUAUGCUCCGGGGCCGUACAAAACAUCACCACGAUAGCAUCCAAACAUCAGCAGGUAGCGCUGGAGGACUCUGUCUGAGCAGGGUGUGUUGUCACAGCAUGUCCUCACCACAUCACACCAAACUGUUCGGAGCGAAGGACUGAAGACUCCUCUGGUGGGACGAAACUCUGAAAGGGUUUGUUCAUGAGCCAGAGUUUAUUCUGUGAGUGGAGUCAUUUGAUUCUGUCUCCUGCUCUGUCUUCUGUUGACCGUCCCUGCAUACUGCUACCAGGGUUCUCCUUAUCACUGGUUAUUGUUCUUGUUUCAACAAUCUUCUUGCACCCUAAUGUUCUGAAACACUGGAGGGAGUGAAAGCAGCAGCUAGCAUGAACCAGUGGAGUAAAAAAGAGGAUAGAAGUGUUGCUUAGUUUGACCUCAGAGGAAGUUCUUGUGGCGCCAAAUUGCCAGAAAUAAGAACAUAGUUUGAUGUAGAUUUCAUAGCAAAAUAUGUACAACAAUCAUGCUUACUAGCUUGGUGCUAAGUAUACUUAGAGGCUGAGUUAAAGCAGGCUUCUGCAGGUCCACAUGCACAUUGAGGUUUUCUACACUUGUGGCACCUGAGUUAAAGUCAGUGUCAGAGAGAAAAACACUUGAAGUGCUUCCCCUGUUUCCAGUUUUAGGGAGAACCCUGGUGCCUAAUAUGUACAGUACACACACACACACACACACACACACACACACACACACACACACAGCUGCAAGAGUCCUCAAAGGUAAUAAAAGGACAUCAGGAUGAAAGUUGGUAUGAGUAUGUUUACAUGCACACCAUAGUGAUGAGCGUUAAGGCAAUAUCUUUAUGUGAUCAUAUUGAAUAACAACCUGAUUUAUUUCAAAUCAAUCUAAUAUGUUAUUAUCUUCAUAAACAUGGUAAUGAGAUUGGGAAAGAAAUCUGUACAAACUUCUGAUUCCGUCCCACAUGUAGACCAAGCGCUGAUUCGUCCAUCUAUGUAUUGCUUUCGAACAAGAACAACAAAACCAGAGAAAAAUAAACAACAUUAUUAAA
This is a messenger RNA of Gymnodraco acuticeps, 4635 nucleotides long. RefSeq names its product IQ motif and SEC7 domain-containing protein 2-like. The record is from RefSeq and is a predicted model, not a curated record. Bases 1851 to 2921 code for a protein of 356 amino acids. The transcript is spliced from 4 exons. Lineage: Eukaryota; Metazoa; Chordata; Actinopteri; Perciformes; Bathydraconidae.